This is a messenger RNA of Daldinia vernicosa, 1315 nucleotides long. Its product is annotated as GPR1/FUN34/yaaH family-domain-containing protein. Gene Ontology annotation, cellular component: plasma membrane. NCBI's taxonomy places the organism in Eukaryota, Fungi, Ascomycota, Sordariomycetes, Xylariales, Hypoxylaceae. Bases 163 to 1023 code for a protein of 286 amino acids. The transcript has 3 exons. Gene Ontology annotation, molecular function: acetate transmembrane transporter activity. The record is from RefSeq and is a predicted model, not a curated record.
UGGGACCUUUCCAUGCUCUUAUUUAAACCACUGAGAUUCUCCCCGUUCCCCAGCCGGCUUCAGGACCCUUUUUACUUUUUUUUUUAUUUCUUUUUUUAGUUGCGGAUUGUGAACUCGGAAUCUAUUGCGUAGGCUCCACCAUCACCGUCCACCAACUUCACGAUGGCCUCUACCGAAUUGCACCAGGCGCCUACCGCCGAGAAGGAAAUUGGCGGCGGCGCUACCACCGGCGCAAACCUCAAUGGUUCAUCUACCACCCACCGCUGGGACUAUGGCGGCAACCCGCUCUAUCACGCCCAUUCCGGCCCCGACGCCAGACUCCCUGCCUUCGGUGGUGAGUUUCAACCCGGUUUGUACAAGCCUAUCGAGCACCGCAAGUUCGCCAACCCUGCACCUCUUGGUCUCUCUGCUUUCGCCUUGACAACCUUCGUCCUAUCUCUCGUCAACGUCAACACGCGUGGCGUUGCCGUUCCGAAUAUCGCCUUGACGCUGGCAUACGGAUAUGGUGGUCUCGUGCAGCUACUGGCUGGCAUGUGGGAAAUGGCCAUAGGCAACACUUUCGGUGCCACCGCCCUGUCAUCCUACGGUGGUUUCUGGAUUUCCUACGCUAUCGCCCUGACCCCAGGCUUCGAGGCCUUGGCCACCUACCCUGACGAUGCCCAGAAAGCGUCCGUGCUUGGUUUCUUCUUGACGGGCUGGUUCAUCUUCACCUUUAUCCUACUUCUAUGCACCUUGAGGUCUACAGUUAUGUUCUUCAUGCUAUUCUUCACCCUCGACCUCGCCUUCCUUAUGCUUGCCUGUGCCGAAUACGCGAAGUCUAACGGCGCGGCGGUUUCGGCUGUGAAGUUGACACAAGCGGGCGGUGGAUUCGGCCUGCUUGCCGCAUUCCUUGCCUGGUAUAACGCGUUCGCUGGUAUUGCCGACUCGAGCAAUUCCUUCUUUAUCAUCCCAGUCUUCCACUUCCCUUGGUCUGAGAAGGGACGCCAGGUCCGUGCCACCAAGAGCGAACGCGAGACAGCAUAGAUUCGCGAUGGAAUGCUCGAGGGCUGUUUUGGAUGGUAAUGUUUUAUUGGUUUGUGUAAAACGAAUUGUUCUCUUGAUGUUCAUAAUUAGGUAUUAAGGGAGUUUGCAAAGCAACCACAGGACAAGUGGUAUGAAGUGCAAUAGUCGGGGUAAUCUGUUAAGUUACGAGACAUGUUAUACAGGGUGUAACAUCGUAUACAUUAAUUGACAAUUGUAAAUGUUGAAGUGAAGAAGUAUGUUCAGUAAGCCUUGCAGGUGAUAGUUGUACAUACAAAGUUCGACAAAGAAAAAC